Messenger RNA from Nycticebus coucang (slow loris), 1602 nucleotides. It is a transcript of the gene IL36B, whose product is annotated as interleukin 36 beta. The coding region runs from base 503 to 913 and encodes 136 amino acids. Lineage: Eukaryota; Metazoa; Chordata; Mammalia; Primates; Lorisidae. The transcript is spliced from 2 exons. Gene Ontology annotation, molecular function: cytokine activity. The record is from RefSeq and is a predicted model, not a curated record. Gene Ontology annotation, biological process: inflammatory response to antigenic stimulus; cytokine-mediated signaling pathway; positive regulation of T cell differentiation.
ACCUGCUAAAUUAGUUGGGAAUUAAAUUCAGUAGGUAGCAACAUAAAGCCCACAUAACCCAGCCUUAAAUGGGAUAGAAGCUUCUUUCUUCCUCAUGUAUAGAAAGUAGGAGUGGACCAGCCUUAGCUGGUGUGGUGGCUCCAGGCUGCCUCCAGAGGCCAAGGCUCCUUCUGCUUCACCAAACUCAAGAUCCUCAAAUGUUUGAGGUGAGCAGUAAGACAAUAGGGAUAUAAGAAAUGAACUCCUCCUAGCUGAGUCACUCCUCUUAAGGAACAUUCUUAGAAACCCAUACAACAUUUCCACUUAUAUCUCAUGGGCCACAAUGUAAGCAUUUGACCAUUUAGCUGUGGGGGUUGUGGGAAGUUUUAUUUUUAGGGAGCAAUGUGUCCUGGUAAUAACUGGGGUUCUGCCAGUUUCAGGAUGGUGACAAAUGGCUAGUGGGAGGAACUUGUCUAGGUGAGUCCUGGACACUCAGUGUCCCCUAGCUGGGAGGAGUAACUGGAUGUCAGGCCGGAAAGACUGGACGUCCCCUACUGGGAGCCUAACGUCGUCUCCAUUUUCCCUUGUGUUUCUAGUCACUCUUGGAAUAGUAACAUGUAGAGACACAGAAUUUCACAAUGAAGAAAAAGGUAAUAUGGUUUACCUAGAAAUCAAGGGCAAAACUCUGUACCUCUUCUGUGAAGAAAUUCAAGGCAAGCCUACUUUGCAGCUUAAGGAGAAAAAGAUCAUGGAACUGCUUGAGGAGAAAGCGCAGAAGCCUUUUCUCUUUUUCCACAAUAAGGAGGGUUCCACCUCUGUCUUUGAGUCAGUUGCCUACCCUGGCAGGUUCAUAGCCACGCCCCCUACAGCAGGACAGGUUGUCACCCUCACCCAGGAGAGGGACAUAACUACCAACACUAACUUCUAUGGCUAGCAGGUUCCAGGACAGAGAAUCAAUCUGUCAAAAAAUGUUUAGGCUCAGCGCCUGUAGUUCAGCGGCUAGGACGCCGGCCACAUACAGCAGGGCUAGGAAGUUCUAACCCAGCCUGGACCUGCCAAACAACGACAAGUACAACAAAAAAAAUAGUGGAGAGUUGUGGUGGGUGCCUGUAGUCCCAGCUACUUGGGUGGCUGAGGCAAGAGACUCACUUAAGCCCAAGAGUUGGAGAUUGCUAUGAGCUAUGAUGCCACGGCACUCUACCAAGGAUAACAUAGUGAGACUCUGUCUCAAAAAAAAUAAAAUAAAAUAAAAAAUAAAAUAAAUGUUUUGUUUGAAAAUGCAAUUAGUCAUGUUAAGAAACUAGCACACACUGAGUUCAUUAGCAUUUCAGCCCAACCCCAGCUCAUUCACACCACCCCCAAACAUCCACUUCUGCACCAUGUCCCUAUUUGGAUGUCAUCCUCCCAGCACAAAACCUACGAAACACUUUUCAUUGUUUCUUGAUCAUAUCCCAUUAUCUACUCAGCUGCCACGACUGGUUUGGUCACCUUGAAAUGCUUCCUGCACACAGCCACCUUUCCUGUUCCUUCUGCCAAACCGUCAAGAAAAGAUGUCCCUUAUUAAAUCUAUGCAGAUCUACUAUAAACAUUAUAAUAAGUACCUCAAAUGAUCAAGCUAAUGGA